Messenger RNA from Paraphaeosphaeria sporulosa, 1580 nucleotides. Its product is annotated as glutaryl-CoA dehydrogenase-like protein. The record is from RefSeq and is a predicted model, not a curated record. NCBI's taxonomy places the organism in Eukaryota, Fungi, Ascomycota, Dothideomycetes, Pleosporales, Didymosphaeriaceae. Gene Ontology annotation, biological process: fatty-acyl-CoA biosynthetic process; fatty acid beta-oxidation using acyl-CoA dehydrogenase. Gene Ontology annotation, molecular function: glutaryl-CoA dehydrogenase activity; fatty-acyl-CoA binding; flavin adenine dinucleotide binding. The transcript is spliced from 4 exons. Bases 114 to 1394 code for a protein of 426 amino acids. Gene Ontology annotation, cellular component: mitochondrial inner membrane.
AGGCAACGUUCGGGAUCGAGGUGGGGUGAGACUACUUCUACGUCUACAUCCGCAUACAUUUUGUUACAACUCCUCUCUUUUGUUUUGCAUUUUCAAUUGAUACGCUGUAAAAUAUGUUUAAGCCAGUGUGCCGACAUGCCGCAAGGCAAUUGACGUCCACAAACCGUGCUGCAAUUGCAGGAAGACGCCACUUGCACACACCAGUAUCCUUCGACUGGAAGGACCCCCUCAACGUUGCCAACAAUUACACUGAAGAAGAACUCGCAAUUGCCGAGACGGCAGAGUCGUACUGUCAAGAACGCAUGCUACCGAGGGUGCUGGAUGCCUAUCGGAAUGAGAACUUUGACAGGAAGAUAAUUGAGGAAAUGGGAGAACUAGGUCUCCUGGGAGCCACCAUCCAAGGCUACGAAUGUGCCGGUGUCAGCAGCGUCGCAUCUGGACUAAUCACGCGAGCAGUCGAGAGAGUCGAUUCAGGGUACCGGUCCGGCUACUCGGUGCAGAGCGCGCUUGCCAUGGGCGGAAUUGAAGAAUUUGGAACCGAAGAGCUCAAGGAGAGGCUUCUGCCGAAGAUGGCUAAGGGCAAGCUUCUCGGAUGCUUUGGGUUGACAGAACCAAAUCACGGCUCCGACCCUGGAUCAAUGGAGACUGUGGCGAAGCCGCACCCGUCCAAGAAGGGCGUCUAUCUGCUCUCAGGAUCAAAGACGUGGAUCACAAACUCGCCCAUAGCCGACGUGCUUCUUGUGUGGGCGAAAUUGGAAAGCACUGGAAAAAUCCGCGGGUUCGUGAUCGAGCGUGACCAGUGCCCUCCUGGAACUCUCGAGACACCAGCAAUCAAGAACAAGAACGGCCUGAGAGCUUCUCUUACUGGAAUGAUCCACUUGGAUGCCUGUCCCGUGAACGAGGCCAACAUGUUCCCAGAAGUAGAAGGCCUCCGAGGUCCUUUCAGCUGUCUGAACUCUGCGAGAUAUGGCAUUGCCUGGGGAACCAUCGGCGCCCUCGAGGACUGCAUCUCCAGAACAAGAACGUACGCGCUUGAGCGGAAGCAGUUCAAGGGCAACCCAAUCGCGAAGUACCAGCUCGUGCAGAAGAAGCUGGCCGAUGCUACGACGGACGCGGCAUACGGUAUCCUUGCAGCCUACCAAGUUGGACGGUUGAAGGACGAGGGCAAGGCAGCACCCGAGAUGAUCUCCAUGAUCAAGCGCCAAAAUUGCGACCGAGCAUUGAUCAAUGCACGAACGCUGCAGGAAGUGUUCGGUGGCAACGCUGUGAGCGACGAGUACGGCAUCGGCAGACACGUGGCGAAUCUCUUCGUGACCCAGACGUACGAAGGACAAAGUGACAUCCACUCCUUGAUUCUAGGCAGGGCUAUCACGGGGAUCCAAGCAUUUUGCUGAACGUUGAGGCCCGCGCGUACUAUGUAUACUGGUCAAUGAUAGCUGCAGAGGUUCGGUUGUGUAGCCAUAGCACGUAGCCCCAAGCGUUGGCUUGCAGCUGUCGUGGACAGUGGACGCAUGUCAUGCAUGCAAAGGCGUGAUAGAAAUAGGAAAUGGUGCAUGCGAGUCGACUCGUCUCAUGGUUUC